This is a messenger RNA of Acanthosepion pharaonis, 702 nucleotides long. The record is from the annotation of a GenBank genome assembly. Lineage: Eukaryota; Metazoa; Mollusca; Cephalopoda; Sepiida; Sepiidae.
AUGCCUCAGCCAUCCAUUACUCCACCAUGCCUCACCCAUCCAUUACUCCACCAUGCCCAGCCUCCAUUAAUCCACCAUGACCAGCUAUCCACACUCCACCAUACCUCAGCUAUCCAUUACUCCACCAUGCCUCAGCUAUCCAUUACUCCACCAUGCCUCAGCUAUCCAUUACUCCACCAUACCUCCACCUAUCCAUUACUCCACCAUGCCUCAGCUAUCCAUUACUCCACCAUGCCUCAGCCAUCCAUUACUCCACCAUGCCUCAGCUAUCCAUUACUCCACCAUGACUCAGCUAUCCAUUACUCCACCAUACCCCAGCCAUCCAUUACCCACCAUGCCCUCAGCUAUCCACACUCCACCAUGACUCAGCCAUUCAUUACUCCACCAUGCCCUCAGCUAUCCAUUACUCCACCAUGCCUCAGCUAUCCAUUACCCACCAUGACUCCAGCCAUCCACACCCACCAUGACCAGCCAUGCCUCAGCCAUCCACACAUCCACCAUACCAGCCAUCCAUUACCCACCAUACCUCAGCUAUCCAUUAUUCCACCAUGCCCAGCUAUCCAUAAUUCCACCAUGCCCCAGCCAUCCAUUACUCCACCAUGCCUCAGCUAUCCAUUAAUCCACCAUGCCUCAGCCAUCCAUUACUCCACCAUGACUCAGCUAUCCAUUACUCCACCAUGCCUCCAGCUAUCCAUCCAUUAA